Molecule: messenger RNA, 1599 nt
Organism: Serinus canaria (Common canary)
Lineage: Eukaryota; Metazoa; Chordata; Aves; Passeriformes; Fringillidae
Gene: CERKL
Product: ceramide kinase like
Exons: 13
Coding region: 1-1599 (532 amino acids)
Molecular function (GO): kinase activity
Source: RefSeq, a predicted model, not a curated record
AUGCCGGGCGCCGCCGCCCCGCUCCCCCGCCCGCAGGGCCGCGCCCGGGCCGCGCACCAGGAGCGGCGGCGGAGGGUGGCCCCGCUGGCCGCGGCCCCGCAGGCCCGGGCGGGGGACGAGACGCUCCUCAGGGGCAUCUUCGAGAUCGGCAAGAGGAGCUGCGACGUGGUUCUGAGCGCCCGGCGGCUCCGCUGGAGCCCCAUCCUGCCCGAGAGCCCCACAGGUGAUUCCAGUGUGGCUCAAGAAGAGAUUAUUGAAAUGAAGGAUGUAUUUUCAGUAAAACUGAAACGUCGUCGUUUUGCAGGGCAGCAAAAAGGUGGUACUUUGUUGGGUAUCACAAUUUUUAAAUGCUUGAAUAAAGAAGAGAACAAGCUUACAGACUGUGCUAUCCAUUUAAAUAACUUAAGUGAAGACCAUUGUCAGUCAUGGUUUAGACAUCUGAAGGAAAUUUUAAAUGGUUUUCAAAACAGACCUAAAUCCUUGAAAGUGUUUGUUAAUCCAAGCAGCCACAAAAGAGAAGCCACUAACAUUUAUGAUGAAAAAGUUGCACCUCUUUUUAAACUUGCUGACAUAAAAACUGAUGUCACAGUAACUGAAUAUGAAGGACAUGCUCUCUCAGUACUUAAAGAAUGUGAACUGCAGGCAUUUGAUGGGGUGGUUUGUGUUGGUGGAGAUGGAUCUGUCAGUGAAGUUGCUCAUGGGCUGCUGCUCAGAGCCCAGAUAGAUGCUGGGAAAGACACAGAAUAUGUAUCAAAGCCUGUCAGAGCACCAGUUCCUCUUGGAGUAAUACCAGCAGGUACUACAAAUAUUCUGGCCCAUACACUCUAUGGUAUUAAACAUGCAGUGACAGCAACAUUGCACAUUGUAAUGGGACACAUCCAAGCAGUAGAUGUGUGUACCUUCAGCACCCCAAGCAAGCUGCUGCGCUUUGGGUUCUCGGCCAUGUUUGGGUUCGGGGCGAGGACGCUGGCUUUGGCAGAGAAGCACCGCUGGAUGCCCUCCAGCCAGAGGAAGGAUUUUGCUUUCAUCAAAACCCUGGCAGAUCUCAAGCCAGAGGAAUGUGAAUUGUCAUUUCUCCCUCUACAAAUUCCGCAGGAAGACACUCAUGAGAAGGACGGAAAGAAGAAAGAGAGAACGAUAAAAGGUAGCAAGGAUCAGUGGCAGAAAAUUCAGGGUCACUUCCUGAAUGUGAGCAUUAUGGCAAUCCCUUGUCUGUGUUCAAUGGCACCAAGAGGCUUGGCACCUAAUACGAGGUUGAACAAUGGAAGCAUGGCUCUUAUUGUUGUACAAAAUACUUCUCGAACAGAGUUUAUAAAGCAUCUGAAAAGAUAUACCACUGCAAAAAAUCAGUUCAAUUUUCCCUUUGUUGAGACCUACACAGUUCGAGAAGUAAAAGUACAACCAAGGCUUAAAAGUGGCCCUGAUGCCCAGGAAAAUGUGUGUCUGAGUGCAGAAGGAAGCUACCCUUGGAAUAUAGAUGGAGACUUAAUGAAGGAAGCAUCAGAAGUUCACGUCCGGGUACAUCCUCAACUUAUUGAUCUCUAUGGAGUGAACACUGAUGAUCUGGAGAGUUCCCAAGUGACGUGCAGCUGCAUAUAG